UAUCUAAAUUGUUCGUACUUAGAGCCAUGUAUGACACACAGAAACACAAUUUUUUAUUAAUGUUAGAUUUGUAAGUAAAACACUGCCGCUAACAAGUUUGGAAUUUUACAAGACAGUAUAACUUGUAUUACAAAUUUCACAAACUAUCAGAAUGGAAUCUGAAUCACCGUGGUAUUCUUCAUUGCUGUCUGACCGAAUAAUAGCUAACGAUGGCAUUACCGACGAAAUCCAAACUAUUGUAGCUGAUAUCACGGCCAACCAUAUCAACCUGCUAACAAUUAUAGAGAAUUUAGGUGGAGUGCUAAUCCAUAAAGAGCCAGAAAGCCGUGAAAAAGGGAUGUCCUUUUUUACAAAACUUCUGAAACAACUACCAAACAAUCUUUUAACAGAGACUGAAGUAAGAUUUAUUGCAAAAUUCUAUGCCGAUCGAUUGAAAGACAAUCACAGAGUAAUACCGGCUGUGUUAGAGGGGUACUUAUCAAUUAUUGAUAUGAAAAAUUACAGCAUAGAGAAUUGUGAAGAAUUUUUCAUAUUAUUGUUUAGAGAAGUUCCAUGUCAGUCUCAAGUGAGACAGGACAGAUAUCACAUUUAUCUGAUCAUAAAAAAAUUGUUUGAAAAAAAUUCUGGUUACUUGAAAUCUUUGGGAACAGACUUUGUCUAUGGCACGAUAUCAUCAAUAGAUGGUGAAAGAGAUCCCCGCAAUUUACUGUUCCUCUUUAAUUUUCUGCCAAUGUUUCUGUCGGAAGUUCCGCUUGGGCACUUAAAUGAAGAGAUGUUUGAAGUUAUAUCUUGUUACUAUCCUAUUGACUUCCAUCCCUCGCCCAAUGAUCCCGAAGCCGUGACUAGACAGGAGUUAGCAAACGCGCUGUGCCCUUGUUUAUGCGCUAUUCCAGAGUUUGGAGAACUAUGUAUGGUGUUAUUAAUUGAGAAGUUAGACUCCCAUUUGCGGUUGGCAAAACUGGAUUCUUUGCAACUUUUGACUGAAAGCUGCAGAACCUUCAAAGCAGAUAGCUAUGCACCAUUCCUGAGAACAUUAUGGACAUCAAUCCAACGAGAAAUAUUCCAAAAGACUGAUGAUGAACUAAACAUGGCUGCACACAAAGCAUUGUCCGCUCUAGUAACAAAACUGUCCAUCACUGUUAACACAGAUCAAGGUUUUGAAAGUUUCGUCAAAGGAAUACUUAUAUCAAUACAGACACGUAUAGCAGAGUCUACAACUGCAAUACAGUUUCUCCAAGCAGUAAGAGUUUUGUUAACAACAGCCAAUGCCGCUAAAGAAGCCUGUGUCAUAAUAGCAGCAGCAAUGAUACCAGCUGCAAUGACAUUUAGCGACUUCAACUCUUCGCAACGUCUACAAAUUGGCUGUUUGGAAUUUUUAGGAGACUUAUAUGCAGUUGCGAAACAUUGGGAUAUCUUGCACAUGAUUAAAGAACAGAUUGGAGCAAUCCCUCAGCAUUGUUUGAAUGCAGUGAGCAUGCCAGUGAAAGAGUUCCAAAUAGCUGGCUUUAAACUUUUGAUUAAAGUCAUAAAUGAAUUGCAAAGUGACCUGGUUUUGCCUUUUGUUGAAGUUCUAAUCCAUAACGUUCAAUAUUCUCAUGAAAGUGACUUGUUGAGUAUAAGCGUUGAAACGGUUCACGUAAUAGCAAGAAAAUAUCCUGAAUUAACUAUGAGUUUAGUGGUUAAAGGCAAAUGUCAUUUAAACAGCGUUCUCUGUGAGAAAAAGGCAGUAGAGAAACGUUUGUUAUUGUUAUCAAACUUGGCCAGUAUAGACGAUUUCACUAAAAUUAUUAUAGAGGAAAUGUUGAAAGUUGUUACCAACAGCCAGGACGAAGCUGGUCUAAAAUGCUCAGUGGCUAGAGUUGUAGAAGCUUUGAGUGAGUCAAUAUCAAAUAGCAAUUUAUUUUCAGAACAUAAAGUUGCUCAAAUAGAGAGUGAUCAUAGUCUUAUUGAUUCUGUUCUUGCUUGGAUUUUUAGAGAAAUACAAGAUAUAUCUCACGAUAAAUUGUCUCAUGGUUAUCAAUUAAUAUCACAUACUAUGAGCAGUUUGCCUCGAGAGAAACAGCAGCAAAUGUUGUGUAAACAUGCACCAUCAGUCUUAGAAAAAUGUAAACAGAAUGAGAAAUAUCUCUUUAUUUUAGAGAGUCUCUACAGUUCAGUGGAUCAUAGCGUCUUUGAUGACACUUUUCAAAUUGUAUUGUCUACGACAUUAGAUUUCGCGGUGAUGAGUGAUAACGAGAUUAUAAGAACCAAAGCUUGUGGAUUGUGUGCGCAUUUUUUGAAUAAAGCUGAGUAUGGACCGAAGUUUGAAUUGUUGUACGAUGAGCUAAAGAAAUAUCUGUCUAUGUGCCCUACCAAUAAUCAGAAUCUAUGUACGAAAUUGACACUUUUGUAUGCUUGGAUUGCAAAAGCAUUGGUUAUGAGAGGAAGCGACUUGUUUUUGUUUUGGUUGCAAAAGAUAUUAGUGGCACUAUCUAGCCCAGAUUACUCUCGUGACGCAGCUGAGGCAUUACAUGUCAUAAUGACUGACUCACCGGACUAUUUAACACCAAGGCAUCACUGUCGCGUCAGUCUCCUAUACAAACAAAGGAUGUUCCAAUCAUUUUCUAAAUUGGCAGAAUGUUUUAUUGUAAAGGAAGAAAUUAAGGAAAGUUACAUGCUGAGUUGGGCUUAUAUUUUAGCUAAAACUCCGAAGACUGUGCUUAAUGAUGAAGUUGAAAAGAUCGUACCUCUGGUAAUCGACUCUCUUGUGUAUGGCAAUAAAGAGUUGCUCCUGGUUAUGGUUGAUAUCCUCACCUACUUCGUGAAAACAAACAGCAUAGUCGCGUCCAGCCUACAAACUGUUCUGCCUAGAUUGGUAAAACUAUCUCAAUAUGUUGAGUCCAUGGAUAUUCGAAUAAAAAGCCUACAAUGUCUAUACGAGAUUGCCAACUGCUACCGCACGAUAUACCUACUACCUUACAAACAAGACGUCCUAUUCGACCUUGCACCAGCUUUAGACGAUAAGAAACGCCUAGUUCGCAAUACCGCUGUAAAGGCGCGCACACGUUGGUUUCUGAUUGGUGCUCCUGGUGAAGCAAAAGAAAACUGAUUGAAUGAGCGAACAAGGUUAUCUGACCAAUGAGAAACAAAAGAUAACUGACCAAAAUGCGACUUUCAAUUCGAAAUGAGAAUGCAAGCUGUGAGUUUGCAUAAUGUUAUAUAAUACAUACCUGUAAAUGUUGUUUAUUUUAACGAACUUAAUAAGCUCAAAUUUCGCACCAAUACAACAAGUAUAAUUUUUACACUGAUUGGCUAUAAAGAUGUUAUUUUUUGUUAAAAACAGUAAAUAUUAAAAAACCUUGCUUUUUUACUCUGUUGCGAGCAUAAUAAGACUUGUGUCAUAAAAAUAUUGUAAACCUUUUAAUACUUACAUUUUAAGAGACAAUAAGCUAAACAAACAAUGCACAUGCAUUGCACUGUAGAAACU
Hyposmocoma kahamanoa is the source of this 3466-nucleotide messenger RNA. It is a transcript of the gene Mms19, whose product is annotated as MMS19 nucleotide excision repair protein homolog. Gene Ontology annotation, cellular component: cytosolic [4Fe-4S] assembly targeting complex. The record is from RefSeq and is a predicted model, not a curated record. The transcript is spliced from 7 exons. Bases 152 to 3088 code for a protein of 978 amino acids. Lineage: Eukaryota; Metazoa; Arthropoda; Insecta; Lepidoptera; Cosmopterigidae. Gene Ontology annotation, biological process: iron-sulfur cluster assembly.